CCAACUUUUUUUUUCUUCUCUCUUUCAUUAACCCAAAACUUCACCAUCAACAUGUCCUCCAACGUUCAAGCCCACGGUGUGAAUAAGGUUAUUGUCGCCUUCAAGGAGAAUACCCCUGCCUCUGAGAUUGACACUGCUGUAAAGGACGUUGAGUCCAAGGGAGGCAAGAUCACCCAGAGAUACACGACAGCUCUGUUGGGAUUUGCCGCUGAGGUUCCCGAUGCUUCUAUCCAGAUCCUGAGUGUCCACCCUCACGUGGACUAUAUCGAACCCGAUGGCGAGGUCACCAUCUAUGCGAAGAGCCUGCUGAGCAAGUGAAGAUCUGUUUUACCUUCGAAUCCAUCAAGCAGAACAUGGCCGGGUGUAUCUGCAUAUUGAGGAAAGCAAUGAGAAACUGAGCGUUCGUCUAGACUAUAAACCGCGUAGAUUCAAUUGCAUUAUGGCUAUAAAGAAGAAUACCAUGGCACUCCGUUACUUCCCAGCUGCCUCUGCUGCACGCCA
Molecule: messenger RNA, 501 nt
Organism: Gamsiella multidivaricata
Lineage: Eukaryota; Fungi; Mortierellomycota; Mortierellomycetes; Mortierellales; Mortierellaceae
Exons: 3
Coding region: 52-318 (88 amino acids)
Biological process (GO): vacuole fusion, non-autophagic
Molecular function (GO): endopeptidase inhibitor activity
Source: RefSeq, a predicted model, not a curated record